UAACAUGUCCAUUUUUGUCUUUUCACGCCCCACCCCCACCCCCACACCCACCCCACCCCCUUUCUAUCACUUUCCUUUUUUGCUUCACUCUCCAUAAGCUCAAACACUCACUUUCUUGCAAAAAAACUUUACUUUUGCAAUUUCAAUUCUCUCCAAUGGGUUCUCGAACCGGGUCACACCAGCUAAGAAAUGGGUUAAUUGUAUCGGGUCGACCCGAACAGCUCAAAGAGAAGCAACCCACUGUUGCUUCCCGCGCUAUUCCUUACACUGGCGGGGAUGUGAAGAAGUCCGGUGAGCUUGGAAAAAUGUACGGUAUAGAUUUCUCUAGUGGGGACCACCACCACUACUACAACUCAAUGGGGGGCCCACCAAUUCUGAAACCGUCUUCAAGGGGUUGUUCAUCUAGUGGAUCCAUUAGAUCCGGGUCGAAUUCGGGUCAAAUGGGUCACGUCCCAAUUCCCACGAAAUCGUCUUCUUCGAGCUCCGGGCAGCUUGAUGGUUCCAUUAGAGUCGGGUCGGGUUCGGGUCAAUUGUGUCACGGCUCAAUUCCCAAGAAAUUGUCCUCUUCGAGCUCCGGGCAGCUCGAUGGGUCCAUUAGAGUCGGGUCGGGUUCGGGUCAAAUGGGUCACGGCCCGAUUCCCAAGAAAUCAUCUUUAUCCAGCUCUGGGCCAAUUCAGCCAACAGGUUUAAUUACUUCCGGUCCAUUGAGUUCCACUACAGGUCGGCGGUCGGGUCAGCUUGAACCGGCCGGUUCGUUUAAGAAAGUUGUAUACGGUUCAGCUGUGACCGGUUUAACUGAUGAUGUUAAGAUUAAGUUUAAGGUUUCGAGAGUGGCAAUGUGGGUUCUGGUUGUGGUGGUGUUGAUUGGUUUAAUGGCUGGUGGUUUUGUAAUGGCAGCAGUGAAAAAAUCAGUGAUUUUGGUGGGUGUUGGUGGGGUUUUAGCUCCAAUUAUGGUGAUUUUAGUGUGGAAUUACGCGUACAAAGAGCGAGGAUUGGUGGGUUUUUUGAGAAGAUAUGCUGAUGCUGAGCUUAGAGGUGCUGUUGAUGGACAGUAUGUGAAGGUUACUGGGGUUGUCACCUGCGGCAGUAUCCCUCUUGAAACAAGUUUUCAGCGGAUACCAAGAUGUGUAUAUGCUUCUACAGAAUUGCUUGAAUACAAAGGUUGGGCUGGAAAAUCUGCACAUCCUAGACACCGUUGCUUUUCAUGGGGAAGCAGGCAUUCAGAGAAACAUGUUGCCGAUUUCUAUAUAUCAGACUUCCAGACUGGAUUAAGAGCGCUGGUUAAGGCAGGCUACGGAGCAAAGGUGGCGCCAUUUGUAAAACCAACAACAGUUGUUGAUAUAACGAGGAGUAACAGGGAGUUGUCUCCCAACUUCCUGCGCUGGCUCGCUGAUCGUAGCCUCUCGAGUGAUGACCGUGUAAUGCGUCUGAAAGAAGGUUACAUCAAAGAAGGGAGUACCGUAAGUGUCACGGGCGUAGUAAGACGCCAAGACAACGUGCUAAUGAUCGUUCCACCACCCGAGCCUAUAUCAACAGGCUGUCAAUGGACACGUUGUCUUCUUCCCACCUACGUAGAAGGUCUCAUCUUAACCUGUGACGAUACUCAGAACGCCGAUGUAAUUCCUGUAUAGGUAUAUACCACCAAUUUUGGUUACUCCACGAGUUAUGACAACACGACAGCACGACGCUAGCAAAGGCGCCCGCCCCCGCCCCCGCCCCAGCCUUGUUCGGUUCCUAUGCAAAUAUUCAACUGUAUGUAAGAUUGCAUAGAAGAACAAAACUGUUCCUCUUGAGUAGCUAAGCUUGUUGUAUCAAUGUAGAUUUCAUUAUAUCUUAGUUUGUUUUUAACUGCAUUAUGUAUACCAUACUUAUUAUGUUUAUAAUAUGUAUGUAUAUUUUUCA
Messenger RNA from Capsicum annuum, 1902 nucleotides. RefSeq lists its product as uncharacterized. Lineage: Eukaryota; Viridiplantae; Streptophyta; Magnoliopsida; Solanales; Solanaceae. The transcript has 4 exons. The record is from RefSeq and is a predicted model, not a curated record. Bases 156 to 1631 code for a protein of 491 amino acids.